Messenger RNA from Agrilus planipennis (emerald ash borer), 1833 nucleotides. Its product is annotated as serine protease 53-like. The record is from RefSeq and is a predicted model, not a curated record. Gene Ontology annotation, biological process: proteolysis. The transcript is spliced from 8 exons. NCBI's taxonomy places the organism in Eukaryota, Metazoa, Arthropoda, Insecta, Coleoptera, Buprestidae. Gene Ontology annotation, molecular function: serine-type endopeptidase activity. The coding region runs from base 56 to 1738 and encodes 560 amino acids.
UUAAAAUCGAAAGAUUCACGCAGUACAGUAGUUUGGAUGCAUUUCCAAGUUUACAAUGAAGUUCCUCGUUGUCCUUUUUGGCCUUGUAUGCGCCUUAGCCCAUGGGUUACCGAACGUAGUAAAGGUAGACUCACUCCAUCCGGCUUAUGCAAAUGAUUUAGAAACCCUGCCAUCCGAUAGUGACGGUACCAGGGUAACAAACGGUGAGAACGCUUUCGAAGACCAAUUCCCUUACCAGGUUUCCAUUCGGUGGGAUGAUAACAUCGAAACGCCCACCCGCCACUGCGGUGGUAGUAUCAUUUCAGAAUCGGUGGUACUCACGGCUGCUCAAUGUUACCAUAGCGAUGGUACCUAUUCCAUCGUUGCUGGAAUUCUCAACCGAGCCAGAAUAAGCGAAUAUACUCAAAAGCGAGGUGUUGACAAAUUUGUCAUUCACGAAAAUUUUUAUGGUAGAAGAGGCAUAUAUGACAUUGCCCUAAUAAAGGUGGACUCACCCUUCGAGUUGACCUCUGCCGUUCAACCUAUUCGAAUUCCUAGACAAGGACUCGCUCCUUCUGGAACCGGCGUCGUUUCUGGAUGGGGAAGGACGUUUUAUAAUUCUGCUCUCUCAAGCAUCAUGCAAUACGCUACCGUACGGAUUAUAACAAACAGCGAGUGCGCUCAAACAUUGAUCAGUAACGUCGGAUCUUCCAGUCCUUUGGACGAUACCCAAUUUUGUACCAGUGCUCGCAUGAGUGGUAGAACGGGAAGAACGUCAAUUUGCGAAGGUGACACUGGUGGCCCACUGGUCCAAGGCUUUGUUCAGGUGGGCAUUAUUUCUUGGGGCAUCACACCAUGUGGAACCACUUUUUCCCCAUCGGUCUACACAAAAGUUUCUCUUUAUUCUGACUGGAUUAACGAUAAACUUGCACAAUUCCUUGUAUGCGCCUUAGCUCAUGGGCUACCGAACGUAGUAAAGGUAGACUCACUUCAUCCGACUUUUGCAAAGGAUGCAUCCGACAGUGACGACACCAGGAUAACAACCAGUGAGGACGCUUUCGAAAACGAAUUUCCUUACCAGGUUUCCAUUGAGUGGGGUGACAAUGAACCGCCCGAACACUUCUGCGGUGGUAGCAUCAUUUCAGAAUCGGUGGUACUCACGGCUGCCCAAUGUCAUUAUGACUAUGGUACCUAUUCCAUCGUUGCUGGAAUUUUCAAUCGAGUCAGACAAAGCGAAUCUGCUCAAAGGCGAGGUGUCGACAGAUUUGUCAUUCACGAAAGGUUUUCUGGUAGAAGAGGCAUAUAUGACAUUGCCUUAAUAAAGGUGGACUCACCCUUCGUGUUUACUUCUUCCGUUCAAGCUGUUCAACUUCCUAAACAAGGAGUCACUCCUUCUGGAAUUGGGAUCAUUAGUGGAUGGGGAAGGACGUUUUAUAAUUCUGUUCGCCCAGACGUUCUGACAUACGCCGCCGUACGAAUUAUAUCUAACAGGGAUUGCGCUCAAACGUUGAUCAGUGUUGUUGGAUCUUCCAGACCUUUAGACGAUACCCAAUUUUGUUCCAGUCCUACUGUGACUGGUAGAACAGGAAGGACGUCAGUUUGCGAUGGUGACUUCGGUGGCCCAUUUGUCCAAGGCUUUGUCCAAGUGGGUAUUAUCUCUUGGGGUAUAACACCAUGUGGCACUACUAUUUCGCCAUCCGUUUACGUACAAGUUUCCCUUUAUGUGGAUUGGAUUAAAGAUAAACUUGCACAGUUGUGAGAUCUGUUGCUCACAUAACUAUUUAAAUAAAUCUGUACCCAAACAGAUGUAUUCAAUAAAAUUGCUCAGAAAUAAAUAACGUCUGUUCAUUUAAA